GAUUCUUUACCAUAUGAGCUACCAGAGAAGCUAGAUGUACCAUUUAUUAAAACCAAACAAACACACAGCAGAGGGUAGAAAGAGGUAAGCUGAAUGGAAAGGUAACAUCUGAGCAUGCGUGCUAAUGGACCUACGUAACUGGGCGUGGCCAGUUUUGGCGGGAGGCAAUCCUGCUUCAAGCAGGAAACUUCAAGUUUCCACCCACUUUGAAAAGGCACUCCUGUCCCCGGAGAGUGAACCGUUAGGUGACCCCAUUCCUGCCUCUCUUGCCCCGCCUACUCUCCUGAUCUCCGAUUGGCCAGAUCAAGUUGGCUAACUGUUCUGAUUGGUUGAUUGUCCUUGGUCGGUUGAACUGUGGGAUUUCGUCCCGACAUCUCGUGGGAUUUCGUCCUGACGUCCAGCGGCACUUCGGCACCGCUUCACGUCUGAGACUUUCAAGAAUAUUUCCAAAUACUUCUCUAUGAAAGAGGGGGCACGUCUGGGAUACUCGGAGAAAACCACCUAUGUGAAUAUGAAGAGCAACUAUGAAACCAUGACUAGACUAGAUGAACCUCCUCAAGGGACUUCCAACAUGCAAGGGAGAAAACUCCAGAAGGUGACGCCCAAGAAGCCUGUAAAGGGAAAAAAACGUUCGAAGAUAGUACCAGGAACAUCAGGCCCAGAGCAGGCUCAGAGACAGCUGGGCUCCCGGGCAAAAGCAAGUAUCUCUGCUCAGCAGAGUAAGAAAACAUCAGGAUCCAAGAGAAAGAAGGUUUGGGCUAACAGACUGCGCAAAAGAAAACCGGUUGCCUGUGAAGAAAUCAGUGAUUCUGAGGAAGAAUCCAAUGGAAACACGGUUGAUGUUUGGGCCAACCGACUGCGAAAAAGAGAACCGGUUGCCCAAGAAGAGAUCAGUGAUUCUGAGGAAGAAUCCAAUGGAAACACGGUUGAUGUUUGGGCCAACCGACUGCGAGAAAGAAAACCAGUGGUCUAUGAAGAGAUCAGGGAGCCCGAGGAAGAAUCCAAUGGAAACACGGUUGAUGUUUGGGCCAACCGACUGCGAGAAAGAGAACCGGUUGCCCAAGAAGAGAUCAGUGAUUCUGAGGAAGAAUCCAAUGGAAACACGGUUGAUGUUUGGGCCAACCGACUGCGAGAAAGAGAACCGGUUGCCCAAGAAGAGAUCAGUGAUUCUGAGGAAGAAUCCAAUGGAAACACGGUUAAUGUUUGGGCCAACCGACUGCGAAAAAGAAAACCAGUGGCCUAUGAAGAGAUCAGGGAUCCCGAGGAAGAGGAAGAUGAAGAUGACUAACUCUCCUCACGGAUGUGACAAGUGCCCAAGAUAAGAAGCAGAACUUGGUGGCUGUUCAUGAACAUGGCACGGCUAUGAAUUCCUAGCACAUGAGAUAAACAGUUCACAACAGUUAAACAUGAUUUUCCUUACUGUGUGCCAAGCAUUAUUAGUUAUUAAAGUUGUGUUAAUGAGCAAGACAUAUA
Messenger RNA from Bubalus bubalis (water buffalo), 1473 nucleotides. RefSeq lists its product as uncharacterized. Lineage: Eukaryota; Metazoa; Chordata; Mammalia; Artiodactyla; Bovidae. Bases 461 to 1288 code for a protein of 275 amino acids. The transcript is spliced from 6 exons. Gene Ontology annotation, cellular component: nucleus. The record is from RefSeq and is a predicted model, not a curated record. Gene Ontology annotation, biological process: regulation of DNA-templated transcription.